UGGCUGAACGAUUCUCCUCCAAGAUACGCAGCUCCAGAGAGCACCAGUUCAAGAAAGAUCAGCACCUACUUUCCCCUGUGAACUGCUGGUACUUGGUUCUGACGCAGACCCGGCGAGAGAGCAGAGAUCACGCCACCCUGAAUGACAUCUUCAUGAACAAUGUCAUCGUCCGGCUGUCGCAGAUUAGUGAGGAUGUCAUCAGGCUCUUUAAAAAGAGUAAGGAGAUUGGCUUACAGAUGCAUGAAGAACUCCUGAAAGUCACCAACGAGCUUUACACGGUGAUGAAGACCUACCACAUGUAUCAUGCAGAAAGCAUCAGUGCUGAGAGCAAGCUGAAGGAGGCGGAGAAGCAGGAGGAAAAGCAGUUCAACAAGUCAGGGGACAUCAGUGUGAACCUGCUGCGGCACGAGGACAGGCCUCAGCGGCGGAGCUCCGUCAAGAAGAUUGAGAAGAUGAAGGAGAAGAGACAAGCCAAAUAUUCUGAAAACAAGCUGAAGUGUACUAAAGCCCGGAAUGAGCUGAACCUGGCAGCCACCAACGCAGCUGUCAGUAAAUACUACAUCCACGACGUCUCUGACCUCAUUGAUUGCUGUGAUCUGGGAUUCCACGCCAGCCUUGCUCGGACAUUCAGGACAUACCUGUCUGCCGAGUACAACCUGGAAACCUCCCGCCACGAGGGCCUGGACAUCAUCGAGAACGCUGUGGACAACCUGGAUGCACGGAGCGACAAGCACACCAUCAUGGACAUGUGCAACCAGGUCUUCUGCCCUCCGCUGAAGUUUGAGUUCCAGCCUCACAUGGGGGAUGAGGUGUGUCAGGACAGAGCCCAGCAGCCUGUGCAGACCGAGUUGCUGAUGCGGUACCACCAGCUGCAGUCGCGACUAGCCACCCUCAAGAUAGAGAAUGAAGAGGUACGAAAAACUCUGGAUGCCACAAUGCAGACUUUGCAGGACAUGCUGACAGUGGAAGAUUUUGACGUUUCAGACGCCUUCCAGCAUAGUCGCUCCACUGAGUCGGUCAAAUCAGCUGCAUCAGAGACCUACAUGAGUAAAAUAAACAUUGCCAAGAGGAGAGCCAACCAGCAGGAAACCGAAAUGUUCUAUUUUACAAAAUUUAAAGAGUAUUUGAAUGGCAGUAACCUUAUCACGAAGCUCCAGGCUAAACACGACUUGCUGAAGCAGACUCUUGGAGAAGGUGAAAGAGCCGAAUGCGGAACAACCAGGCCCCCAUGUCUUCCCCCUAAGCCACAGAAAAUGAGGAGACCUAGGCCUCUCUCAGUCUAUAAUCAUAAACUCUUUAACGGCAAUAUGGAAACGUUCAUUAAGGAUUCAGGACAGGCUAUUCCACUUGUAGUAGAAAGCUGCAUUCGUUACAUCAAUUUGUACGGCCUUCAGCAGCAGGGCAUUUUCAGAGUUCCUGGCUCCCAGGUGGAAGUCAACGACAUCAAGAAUUCGUUUGAGAGAGGUGAAGAUCCCCUUGCUGAUGAUCAAAACGAACGUGACAUUAAUUCAGUGGCUGGAGUCUUGAAGCUGUAUUUCCGAGGACUGGAAAACCCCCUCUUUCCUAAGGAAAGGUUUCAAGAUUUGAUAUCUACUAUAAAAAUCGAGAAUCCCACCGAGAGGGUGCACCAGAUCCAGCAAAUCAUCGUCACUCUGCCCCGGGCUGUCAUCGUUGUCAUGAGAUAUCUUUUUGCUUUCCUUAAUCACUUGUCGCAGUACAGCGAUGAGAACAUGAUGGAUCCCUACAACUUGGCCAUCUGCUUUGGGCCCACUCUGAUGCACAUUCCAGAUGGGCAGGAUCCGGUGUCCUGCCAAGCCCAUGUCAAUGAGGUCAUCAAAACCAUCAUCAUUAACCACGAGGGCAUUUUCCCCAGCCACAGGGAGCUGGAAGGACCUGUCUACGAGAAGUGCAUGACUGGAGGGGAGGAGUACUGUGACAGCCCGCACAGCGAGCCAGGCACCAUCGAUGAGGUUGACCAUGACAACGGCACGGAGCCACACACCAGUGAUGACGAAGUGGAGCAGAUUGAAGCUAUAGCAAAGUUUGACUACACUGGACGAUCUCCACGAGAGCUCUCCUUUAAGAAGGGGGCCUCGCUCCUCCUGUACCAUCGGGCAUCAGAAGACUGGUGGGAAGGGAGACAUAACGGUGUGGAUGGCCUCAUACCCCACCAGUACAUUGUGGUGCAAGACAUGGAUGAUGCGUUCUCCGACAGCCUGAGCCAGAAGGCAGACAGCGAGGCAAGCAGCGGACCGCUGCUGGAUGAUAAAGCCUCCUCCAAGAACGACAUCCAGUCUCCGACGGAUCAUAUUGUGGACUAUGGCUUUGGGGGAGUAAUGGGCCGGUAG
Molecule: messenger RNA, 2348 nt
Organism: Pygoscelis adeliae (Adelie penguin)
Lineage: Eukaryota; Metazoa; Chordata; Aves; Sphenisciformes; Spheniscidae
Gene: SRGAP3
Product: SLIT-ROBO Rho GTPase activating protein 3
Biological process (GO): negative regulation of cell migration; signal transduction
Cellular component (GO): cytoplasm
Molecular function (GO): protein binding
Source: RefSeq, a predicted model, not a curated record